AUCGGCUAUUCUCGUCUACUUUCGAGGCGAGCCGCAGCUCAUCUCAAACAAGCCCAUCGUCUCUCGAUUUAGCAGCCUUGUUUUUUUCUAACCUGUUCCUAUUGGUCGGAUCCAGUCAGCUGACCUGGGCACAUAUCAUGUGACCCAGCUGCUGUUUUGACAGGAGGAACUGCCACAUUGUUUCUUCUUGUGCUUUAAUCUCAGUUUGAGGCUCCUUCCUUCCUGAUUGUCCCACAGAUGUCUCCCUAACAUCGGUGUGGUUCUGAGGAUGAUGAUGAUGAUGAUGGAGGAGAGCGGCUCCACGGAGGUGUGUGUGAUCCCGGAGAACCCUCACUGUGUCCGGGUGUCGGAGCUCCGGAGGGCGGACCUGGCUCCCGGAGGGUCGCUGCUCCUCGGCUGUCUGAGGGACCGGGGCCUCCUGGAGGUCCUGGACCCGGCCGACAGAGAGGCUCCCCCGGCAGAGGCCAGCGGGAGAUACACGGAUUUCUGCUGGGAGGAGGAGGGGGGGGGUCGGCUGCUGGCUGUCAGCUCUCAGUUUGAUCUGAAGCUUCUGGAAGCAGAAAGACCCUCAAAGAUCUCCAUCAGAUCUGAAGUUCCUGCUGAGCGCCUGCUGAAGACCCUCAGAGAGCAAGACCCCGGUGUGUGUGAGCUGCAGUCUCUCCAGGUGUUGCGUUUCUCAGCUGGCCGCGGCUGCCUGCUGCUCAACUCUGAUUGGCUGCUGCAGCUGCAGUGGCUGCAGACGGACGAGCAGCCGCAGACCAUCUCCUGCUGCAGAAUACACACACACUCUGCUGACAGACACACACACUCUGCUGACAGCAACACACACUCUGCUGACAAAGACACACACUCUCCUGACAAAGACACACACUCUGCUGACAGCAACACACACUCUCCUGACAGCAACACACACUCUCCUGACAAACACCCACACUCUCCUGACAGCCACACACACUCUCCUGAUGGCCACACACACUCUCCUGAUGGCCACAUACACUCUUCUGAAGGACACACACACUCUUCUGUGCACCGCUGUGUGUGUGUGGCCAGAGAGACUCUGUUCAGCCUCAGCUCCUCCGGACUCAUCUCUGUGUGUAGCCUCAGUGAUGGCCGCCUGCUUGCCUCCAUCGACCUCCCUCUCUACCUGUCAGCUGCUCAACCAGAAGACGAGCUGCUCUCCUCCUCUUCCUCCUCCUGCGUCUCUUCCUCUUCCUCCUUCUGCCUCCUGCAGCUGUCGGCUGAUCUGAGCACAGCUGUAGCCGUCACUGAGACUCACAGCGCCGCCGCCGUGCCCCUGGACCACUACUUCAGUCUGUUCCCGGACCACCUGCUGUGUGCCACCCCCCCCCUCCGACCCCCCCUGAGGCCCCUGAUGCAGGUGGACCAGGACUCCCUGUGGAGCUCCAGCUGCAGCCUCUCUUCCCUCGGAUCCACCUUCAACACCGACCGCUCCUGGGAAGCUCGUCUGUCUUCCAUGUACAGCAGGGCCCAGCCUCCUCCCUCCUCCUCUCCCUCGUCCUCUUCCUCCCCCUGGUCCUCCUCCCUCCCCCACCUGUACUCCCAGUCCUCCUCCUCCCACAGCAGGGUGCCUCUCGGCGGGGCGACCGUCUCCUUCUCCGUCCCAGAAUCCUCGGCUCCGUCACUGCUCACCGUCACCGAGUUCUCCGCCCAGCUGACCUUCGUCUCCCCCGGCAACACGGAGACCACAGUUGCAUUGUGGGAAAUGGAGUCCGGGAACGUGACGCAACACCGAGCGGAGGGGGAGGCGGCUCCGGUGCAGCGAUGUGGAGAGAGGCAGCACCGCCUGCUGCUGAAGGACUCUGGUGUGUUUCAGGUCUUGUUCUCGGUGUCUCAGGAGGACUUGCUCAGCAGGCUGAUGUUGUUCGGCAGCGCAGCCACGGUGGACGCAGUUUGUCACCUGAACAGCUGGGGGCGCUGUUCCAUCCCCAUCCACUCCCUGCAGGCGGGCCUGAAGAACCGUCAGCUGGACACGGUGGAUUUCUACCUGAAGAGCAAAGAGAACAUCCUGAACCCCGAGAACGAUCAACCCCCCCAACAGAGCCUUACACACAGUUUCCAGGAGCUGUGCUCGGCGUUGGAUCUGCUCUGCUCGGCGGUCAGAGAGUCGAACAGCGAGGCUCAGAGUCGCCAGUUUUCCGAGCAGCUGCUGAACAUCACACUGAGCUUCAUCAACAGACAGAUCCGCUCAGUGCUGACCAACACACAGCACGAGGAUCUGAGCGUGCAGGUGGAGGUUCUGGAUCGCUACGUCACGGAGCUCAGGAGCUACAUGAAGAGGUUCCCCUGGCCUGUAGGGGGCGACACCUGCAGCACAAACUCUGCUGAGGCUGCCCCCCUGCAGGAGGAAGAGGAGGAGAGGGAGGAAGAGGAGGACGAGUGGGAGAAACUGCAGACGGAGGAAGUGGUGCGGCGCUCCAUCCUGACCAAUCAGAUACCUCGGGCUCAGGCGGUGCUGAGGGGGCGGGGCCUGAAGGAGCAGCGUCUGUCUGCUCUGAGGAGGCGGGGCCUACAGGAGGUGUUCACCUGUCUGCAGCACAGAGACCUGCACACUGCCAACACUCUGCUCACUAACAUGGGCUUCAGCGUAAAGCAGCAACUCCGCAGUAUCUGCCUCUUCACCGACGACUACGACUUGCGGGACUUCGUGGUGGAGGAGCUGUCAGGGCAGAGGCUCCUCCCCGAGGAGGAGGUGCAGAGCGUGGAGUUCAUGAAGCAGAUGGAGGGGCUGGGGUCCCUGCCUGCUGCCCGCUCUGCAGAAACACCUUCACACAGGGGGGUGCAGAUGGUGCUCAGGGAGGGGGCUGAUGGGGAGGAGGUUCUGCAGGAGCUGCUGUUACAGAGGCGGGAGGAAGAGAGGGGGGGGCUCUGGACGACCCUCAGGCUGGACUGGGUCAGGAACUGGGACCAGAGCUGCAGGACGGCUGUGCUGCUGUCCAGACUGCCUCCCACAGAGGUGACUUCCUGUGACUCGGCGUUGUUGUGGCGUUACCUGACGUCCCUCCACGACCAGCGCCGGAUCAUCGACUGGAUCCAGAACGAGGAAGUGAACCCAGAACUGGUGAACAAUAACACAGCCUGUAGCCGCUUCCUGAGGGAGAAGAUCCUCGACCUACUGGCCAGGUACUCUUUAAAGUAGAGGCACUACAUACUGAUAUACACCUGAACAUCAGCAGGAGAGGACUCUUUA
Gymnodraco acuticeps is the source of this 3208-nucleotide messenger RNA. Its product is annotated as spatacsin-like. Gene Ontology annotation, cellular component: axon; dendrite; synapse. The record is from RefSeq and is a predicted model, not a curated record. Gene Ontology annotation, biological process: axo-dendritic transport; synaptic vesicle transport; chemical synaptic transmission. Lineage: Eukaryota; Metazoa; Chordata; Actinopteri; Perciformes; Bathydraconidae.